CUUUUGACACGUUGCACUGGUCGGGUCAAAUUAGUUCCAUUCUCGCUCGCAACACCGCUUAUUCUCCUCUCUUGUGUGCAGUCAGUGCAAUACGAUGGUGAAUGUGCAAAGUGCAUAAUCAUUGCAGUUUAAGUUGACAAGAUCAACUACACGCAUGUGAGCUGUGAACCAAUUACGGUAUCUUCGUGAAUCUACUAGGGUGCAAUACAAUCAAAACACAAAUGAAUAGAUUUUUUAUGUUAUUAUGUUUGUUUGUUUAGUCGUUGACUUUUGAAUUGGAAUUGUUUCCUAUUUUUGUGCACUGAUUUAAAUGUAGAAAGAUAAAACAUAAAAACAAACGAUUUAUUGUGAGUGAAAUCAGACAUUGUUGAGACAAUUAUAAUAGAAUUUCGGAUGACUGUUAGUGCUUAAAGUUACACCAUUAUUAAUGUUGAUCUUAUCUCAUGUUCUACGUAUUAGUAAAAAAUAGUUCGUUUAUCUAGCAGCAUUUUCGUUAAAAUUUUGUUGAACACAUAAAAAGUGUACAUAAAUUAGAGAAAAUCUAUCCGAGUUUCGGCACAAAUCGCACACGAACCGGAACAUACAUACAGUGGAGAUUAGCGUGAAAUUAAAAAAAACCGGCUUUGUACAGAGCCAGUAUCAGCCGUUAGCAGCUAUUGAUAUUCGUACAAGAAUAGACUGAAUUCGCUUCAAAGAGCAGGCUAAUCUGAGCGCAUGCUGAGCUGAUAAUGGCGGGCCCUGAUAUUGGUACGAUGGUCAAAGUUGCCGCACCUCGGAUGGUCUUAUUUUUUAUCACCGUGGUGCUGUACUUCACGCUGGUUGGGCAAACCGAACGACAGUCCGUUUCAUCUACCGUUCUCAAAUGUUUACCAAUAGUAAGCUUGUGGAUAUUCGUCUUCUUGACAGGAUUCAAGUUGGAAAAAAGCUACCGCUACAAACAGUGGAUCCUGAUUGGACUAGUCUUCUCCUGCCUGGGUGAUCUCCUUCUCAACUAUGAUAUGUUUGAAGCGGGCAUGGCCGCUUUUGGAGUGGCACAAAUAUUCUAUAUAUCAGCAUUUGGUUUCAAGCCGUUAAAGCCCUGGCUGGGACUACCACUGUAUGGUCUAGGUAUUGCUGCAGUCGUUCUCAUGUUCGACAACCUGCCUCUAAUCAUCCAGAUUUGUCUUCCAAUCUACGGUGCCCUCCUGCUCACCAUGUGUUGGCGAUCAUGGGCCAGAAUUGAUACCGUUAAGAACACCACACGAAUGAUAUGCGGAAUUGGUAGUGCACUGUUUGUCAUAUCUGACAGUAUUAUAGCAUUUGACAAAUUCUACACCCCAAUUAAUAACGCCCAAAUUGCCAUUAUGGUCACUUACUAUCUGGCCCAAUUCGGAAUUGCACUGAGCGUAAUUGAUCGAACCACAACUGCCCCGUCGAAGUCGUCGGUAGCCAAGAAAAAAUCAACCAACCUUCCAAAUCAACGCCAAAAUGAUGAACCAAUUGGUAAUGUUGAACAGCAGUGAGUGAUAAAAUAACAGUAAUAAUAAGAACACAUAGUGUUUGUAACCGAACGUAAACUUACAUAUUGUAACUGUGAUCAAACAUCUUCCCUCAAACGUUGAGGAUAAAUCCAUAGCACUUUUCGGCAACCUCUUAAACGGAACACCACCACGUAUGUAUAGGUAGAACGUAGUUCUCUGUUAGAUGUUAUAUUUACCGAGUUCAUAGAAACGUAGCAAAUAUCAACAACUGUAGACAAUGAGACUGUGAAUGUUGUUCGUCGUUUAUAAUAUUUUACUCUUGGUAAAUACAGUUUGAUCGUUCCCCGGAGAAUGGUUGCUAUAUUAU
This is a messenger RNA of Topomyia yanbarensis, 1827 nucleotides long. Its product is annotated as lysoplasmalogenase-like protein TMEM86A. The record is from RefSeq and is a predicted model, not a curated record. Gene Ontology annotation, cellular component: membrane. The transcript has 5 exons. NCBI's taxonomy places the organism in Eukaryota, Metazoa, Arthropoda, Insecta, Diptera, Culicidae. Bases 729 to 1502 code for a protein of 257 amino acids.